AUGAGUCCAGCCCCAAAUACGUCUGUAGUCCGAGUUGCAGUCACUCAACAUGAGCCUGUGUGGCUUGACCUUGAGGAAACUGUGAACAAAACAUGUUCGAUUAUAGAAGAGGCUUCAAAGGCCGGUGCCAAACUCGUCGCCUUCCCUGAAACUUGGAUUCCUGGAUAUCCAGCAUGGCUUUGGGACCGUCCUGUUGACUUUGAACUUGGGGUUCGAUACGUCCAAAACUCACUGAAGAUUGAGAGCCCAGAAAUGCAACGUAUAUGCGAUGCCGCUGCAUCAAACAAAAUCAGCGUAUCACUCGGGUUCUCGGAACGUGACGGAGACUCUUUAUAUAUCUCCCAGGCUUUGAUCAACGAAGAGGGAGAAAUUAAAAUGACGCGCCGCAAGAUGAAACCAACACACAUGGAACGUACCGUCUAUGGAGAUGCAUCCGGAGACAGCCUAGCAAGUGUCGUCGAGCUACCCGGCGUUGGUCGGCACGAGCAGAUACAUGUCGCUGGAUGGCCACCACUGGACCCGUUUGUGGAGGGACAUUCUAGCUUCUGGUCCAUGUCGGCUGAAGGAGCCCUUAACCACUCGCAACAAUAUGCGAUCGAAUCCCAGUCGUUUGUCCUGCAUACCACAGCGGUGCUCACUGACGCAGGGAUUGAUGUGAUGAGGACUAAAGGCAGUUCUCUAAUGGGAACGCCUCUUGGGGGCAGUUCCGCCAUCAUUGGUCCUGACGGACGUGUUCUCAAAAAGGCAAAUACCCCAGGAGAGGAGCUUAUUAUUGCAGAUAUAGAUUUGACGGAUGCCACCAAAGCCAAGCUUUUUGCAGACGCGAGUGGACAUUACAGCCGACCAGAUUUGCUUUGGCUUGGCGCGGAUACUACUCGCAAAACAGUCGUCAGGGUCCAAAAGACAACGGAGAGACGGACAGGGACAUCUGAAUGA
This is a messenger RNA of Trichoderma aggressivum f. europaeum, 936 nucleotides long. RefSeq lists its product as uncharacterized. The transcript has 5 exons. The record is from RefSeq and is a predicted model, not a curated record. Lineage: Eukaryota; Fungi; Ascomycota; Sordariomycetes; Hypocreales; Hypocreaceae. Bases 1 to 936 code for a protein of 311 amino acids. Gene Ontology annotation, molecular function: catalytic activity.